Anarrhichthys ocellatus (wolf-eel) is the source of this 1023-nucleotide messenger RNA. RefSeq names its product ubiquitin domain containing 2 (gene ubtd2). Gene Ontology annotation, molecular function: protein binding. Bases 108 to 926 code for a protein of 272 amino acids. The transcript is spliced from 3 exons. Lineage: Eukaryota; Metazoa; Chordata; Actinopteri; Perciformes; Anarhichadidae. The record is from RefSeq and is a predicted model, not a curated record.
AGAGAGAGAGAGAGAGGGAGGGAGGGAGAGGGGGGGCUAGUGGAUGUAGCUCUAGCUGUGGGCCGGGGGGUGAGCUACCUAGCCCGGGCUGCUCUGCCGAAACAUCCAUGGGUGGCUGUGUCGGGAGCCACCACGACUCCUCGGGCAGCUUAAACGAGAACUCGGACGGCACUGGAGUGACUCUAGGGCGUAACCAGCCCCUGAAGAGAGAACGGCCUAAAUGGAAAAGUGACUACCCGAUGACUGAAGGCCAGCUGCGCAGCAAGAGAGAUGAGUUCUGGGAUACGGCGCCAGCGUUCGAGGGUCGGAAGGAGAUCUGGGAUGCUCUGCGGGCCGCGGCCAGCGCCUUUGAGAGCAAUGACCACCUGCUGGCUCAGGCUAUCCUCGACGGGGCCAGCAUCACACUGCCGCACGGAGCUCUGACUGAAUGUUACGAUGAACUGGGGAAUCGAUACCAGCUGCCGGUCUACUGCCUCUCUCCUCCCGUCAACAUGAUCGAAGAGCGCUCCGAUGAGCUCGACGGUUCGGAUCCGGACUCCGGCGCCGCCGAGCCGUCCACGGGCAGCGCCGGCGACGCCGGCUCGGGAGGGGAGUGCCGGCUCCGGCUCCGGCUCUCCACCGGCCGCGACCUCCGGCUGGCGGUCCGCUCCACGGACACGGUGGGCAUGAUGAAGCGCCGUCUACACAGUCAGGAGGGCGUGCCUGCCGCGACCCAACGCUGGUUCUUCUCAGGUCGGCCACUGACUGACAGGCUGCGCUUGGACCAACUCAACAUCUCCAGGGACUACGUAGUGCAGGUCAUCCUCAGCCAGCCAACACCGUCCGAGCCGGCGUCGACGACAGGACACACACCAGAGGCCUCCGGACCGGCGGCAGGGGAAGGAGUGGCAGCGCUGUCGCAAGAGCCGACGCCCGUCGAGAAUUAACUCGGCCCCAACCUGGAAGCCCGGAGAGAGGGGGAGGAGGAGGAGGAGGAUAACAAGGGAGAAAAUAAAGAAUGAGAGUUGAUUCUCACUUUUCUUU